Molecule: messenger RNA, 1791 nt
Organism: Blastomyces dermatitidis ER-3
Lineage: Eukaryota; Fungi; Ascomycota; Eurotiomycetes; Onygenales; Ajellomycetaceae
Product: succinate dehydrogenase [ubiquinone] flavoprotein subunit, mitochondrial
Exons: 7
Coding region: 1-1791 (596 amino acids)
Biological process (GO): tricarboxylic acid cycle; mitochondrial electron transport, succinate to ubiquinone
Molecular function (GO): succinate dehydrogenase (quinone) activity; flavin adenine dinucleotide binding; electron transfer activity
Source: RefSeq, a predicted model, not a curated record
AUGCAGAUUAUCGAUCAUAGAUAUGAUGCGCUUGUCGUUGGCGCAGGGGGAGCAGGUCUUAUGGCUGCCGUUGGCCUUGCGGAAAGUGGGUUGGAGACAGCGUGUAUAUCGAAAUUGUUUCCAACAAGGUCUCACACAGUAGCUGCUCAGGGGGGUAUCAAUGCUGCUCUUGGAAAUAUGACAGAGGACGACUGGAGAUGGCAUAUGUAUGACACAGUUAAGGGUUCGGAUUGGCUAGGGGACCAGGACGCAAUUCAUUACAUGUGUAAGGAAGCACCUAAAACCAUUGUUGAAUUGGAAGGAUACGGAAUGCCAUUUUCCCGCACUGCAGAGGGCAAGAUUUAUCAGCGACCGAUUGGAGGACAAUCCUUGAAUUACGGCACAGGCGGCCAGGCCUAUCGGACAGCAUGCGCAGCGGAUCGCACAGGCCAUGCAAUGCUCCAUACUUUAUACGGACAGGCCUUGAAGCAUAAUUGCAACUUUCUAAUCGAGUUUUUCGCCUUGGACCUUAUGAUGGUGGACGGUCGGUGUGUUGGUGUAACCGCACUUGACAUGGAAACUGGAACGCUGCACCGUCUAUUCAGCAGGAACACGAUUCUUGCCACUGGCGGGUACGGACGCGCCUAUUUCUCCUGUACUUCUGCACAUACCAGCACGGGCGACGGAUGUGCGAUGGCAUCCAGAGCAGGUCUUCCCCUCCAGGACAUGGAAUUUGUUCAGUUCCAUCCAAGCGGAAUAUAUGGUGCAGGUGUCCUGAUUACAGAGGGUGCACGCGGAGAAGGAGGCUAUUUACUCAACUCCGAAGGCGAGAGAUUUAUGGAACGAUAUGCCCCAACCGCCAAGGACCUUGCAAGCAGAGACGUUGUGGCACGAUCCAUGAACAUAGAGAUUAGAGAUGGGAGAGGUGUUGGUCCAAAUAAGGAUCAUAUUUACCUGCAGCUCUCACAUCUGCCUAAGGACCUGAUUCUGGAGCGCCUCCCUGGAAUUGCAGAGACGGCCUCGAUAUUUGCGGGUAUUGAUAUAACUCGACAACCUAUUCCAGUACUCCCUACAGUCCAUUAUUGCAUGGGUGGUAUUCCUACCAACUACAAGGGCCAAGUUAUAGAUAUGGACCUUGCAACCGGAAGGGAAACCCCCGUCUCCGGGCUUUACUCGGCCGGAGAAGCCGCAUGCGUAAGUGUUCACGGCGCGAAUAGACUGGGCGCCAACUCCCUUCUCGACAUUGCCGUAUUUGGCCAUGCGUGUGCCUCUCACAUUGCUGGAAAUAACGAGAAAGGAAUGUCGCACGGUUCAAUUCCGGCAGAUAUCGGCAUGUCAUCUUUCGAGGAUAUGGAGCGAAUCCGUACUUCGGAUGGAAGCAAACUUACCGCCGAACUACGCAUGGAUAUGCAAAGAGCUAUGCAAUCUGAUGUCGCUGUGUUCCGAACAGCAGAAUCCCUCGCCUCCGGCGUCUCUAGAGUCCAGCAGGUUGAACAGUCAUUCAAAAACGAUGUUUGUGUUAAAGAUAAAUCGUUGAUUUGGAACUCUGACUUGAUCGAGACAUUGGAAAUGAGGAAUUUGCUCACGUGUGCUGCGCAGACGGCGAAAAGCGCCUUGGAUAGGAAGGAGAGCCGAGGUAGCCAUGCCCGAGAGGACUUCUCUGAUCGAGAUGAUGCCCAAUUCAUGAAACAUAGCCUGUCGUGGCAGAUCGAAGAGACAGAACCAGUGAAGGUGGGCUAUCGGGAUGUUAUUUUCGCAACGUUGGAUGAGAACGAGUGUCCUAGCGUAGCACCGAAGAAAAGAGUAUAUUAA